AUGCUGCCCUCGCCCUCGGCCGGCCUUAGUAACGUACCGCCCCCAUCUACGGCCGCGGCCACGGACCCAACCAUUACCACUAGCACCACUACCUCAGCUCUUCCGGUACCUGGUCCAGGCCCUGCAGCGACAGGGGCAUCAUUGAAGCGACCUGCUGCAGCCGACCUGCAGCGCAGUGCCGGCGCAAGCGUCAUUCCUUCAAAAAGACAAGCUACAUCUAAUACCAGAACAAACCCCAUCCCGAAUCCGAGUCCCUUGGCUGCUGCUCCCAUAAUUGCUCCUUCGUCUUCAGCUUCGGCUCCUCCGACUACGACAGCAACCCAAUUCUAUCAUCAACCUCAAGCUGCCAUGUCCCUACCCGCUAUGGUUACAGAGGAACAACUGCUGGGUAGGACCCCCGAGCAAUUAAUCGCCACCAUUCUCCAGAUCCAAAUGCAACACCAGCAAUACGUCGCUCAUAUCUCGGCGCAAUUCGAUGCCAUCAGCCAACAGCUAAAUGACCUUCGUGGAAGCUUAGUGGCCUCCCAUCAAGCUGCAGCUUCGGUAUGUGCCAUGCCCCAAAAACUCAUGCCAUUCCCCGCACUCAGCUCCCGCGAUUCCUCCGUACGACCCAUUAUACCCCCGCCCCCUCCGCAACUAUCGGCUGCUUCAUACCCUCGGGGACCGCCGAUUUCUAUGCAAACGCCAAGCCGCCCUGCUAGGCCUCCUCCAACUUCCCCAUCCACUUCUUCUCAGGCGGUUCAACCUAGACCGGCUGCGCAAACACCAGGAUCUGCAGGGCCUCCUCAGUAUAAAUAUGGGACUGUCGGCACGGUAGAGGAGGUUUGGAAAGAGUACCGGGAGGGAAUGGAUGGACAGCCUGCUAUUGAGGAAUUGGAUGCUGCGUGGGGUUCGCGCUGGCGGCCGGAGCCGCGGGGCCGGACAUGGUACUCGAGGCGAAAAGUCAUCUGGGACAAGAUCAAAGAAUACAUGGCAGAGGGGUUGGAUGAAGAUGAGGCGGUGAGAGAGGUCGAAAGACUACGCGACGGAAACACGAUCAACAAACUAAUUCGGAUGCUCCAAGACGAACGAAAGGAUAAAGGAAUCGGAGACGACAGCAUGGUCACUUAG
Daldinia childiae is the source of this 1110-nucleotide messenger RNA. Its product is annotated as High-osmolarity-induced transcription protein 1. Bases 1 to 1110 code for a protein of 369 amino acids. Gene Ontology annotation, molecular function: RNA polymerase II cis-regulatory region sequence-specific DNA binding; DNA-binding transcription factor activity, RNA polymerase II-specific. The record is from RefSeq and is a predicted model, not a curated record. The transcript has 2 exons. NCBI's taxonomy places the organism in Eukaryota, Fungi, Ascomycota, Sordariomycetes, Xylariales, Hypoxylaceae. Gene Ontology annotation, biological process: positive regulation of ribosomal protein gene transcription by RNA polymerase II.